AUGGCUAAAGCACUGCAAAGCAGAAAUCAGGGGGGUUUACCAUCCACUACUGAGGAAAACCCCAGAGAGCAUCUCAAGGAUAUUGAGUUGAGAAGUGGGAAAGCACUGGAUGAUUCAUAUGCAGGACGUGCUACAUUUGAGGCGGAAAAGGAACAGUGUGAGGGUGGCGAGCCUGAAAAGGUAGUUGCUAAACCACCUCCACCACCUCCCUUUAUGCCAAAGGUGCCAUUACCACAUAGAGUGAAGAAGCCGCAAGACACUUGGAAGUUUCACAAAUUUCUUGAAACUUUCAAGAAGCUACAGAUCAACAUCAGUCUGGCAGACGCACUGAGAGAGAUGCCGCACUAUGCCAAAUUUCUCAAGGAGAUCAUCACCAACAAGCGGAGUUGGGAUGCAGAGGGACCAGUACCAAUGACAGAAAACUGCAGCUCAAUCAUAUUGAGCAACCUAUCGACCAAGCUUAAGGAUCCAGGGAGUUUCACUAUCCCUUGUACUAUUGGUAACAUGCAGUCUGUUAAUUGCCUGUGCGAUUUAGGAGCUAGUAUUAAUUUGAUGCCCUUAUAG
Messenger RNA from Mercurialis annua (annual mercury), 564 nucleotides. RefSeq lists its product as uncharacterized. The transcript has a single exon. The record is from RefSeq and is a predicted model, not a curated record. Lineage: Eukaryota; Viridiplantae; Streptophyta; Magnoliopsida; Malpighiales; Euphorbiaceae. Bases 1 to 564 code for a protein of 187 amino acids.